CAUGCACGUUUUUUUAUCUUAAAUUUCCCGCUGAUAGGCAUCAUAGAAAGUACGCGAGCAUAUACAUUUUUAUCAUGAUUUGUCGGUAAAUGAUGACAAUAGAACACUAUAUAUGAUUCAUUCUAAGGAUGGAUAACGAUUGUGUACGAAUCACUAAAUAAUUUGUUAAGCCAUUUCUAUGUUAGAAAUCCAUCCUAGCAGUGUCUUCGGAAGCCAUUGUAGUGUCAAAAGCACAAACGCCAUUGAAGUGUCAAAGCAUUUCAAUGCUGGAAGCCAUCGUGGUGCUGCCAUUGCAGUCCUGCAUGAUGCUGGUAUUGACAUGUUUCAUUAGCAAAAUCUAGUUCGAGGUUUGUUUCGCAGAUGUUUUCAGCAAAAUGGCAGUCGCGGAAGCCAACGGACUGAAAAAAAUCUAUCGUUCCUUUUGAAAAGGUUCAAACAUAACUUUGGCUUCCGUUCACUAAUAAAAUCCUUCCACCAAUAGAAGCCCAGGGAGCUUCUUUGUUACCAUAGCGACGCUAUUGUGUGUUUAAUUGGUUGGCUGUUGACCGACUGGUGUGAAACGGAGGUAAUAGAUUUUCACUUUAGUUAAGCACUUUCUUUUGUGCGCGUUGUUUUGUGAGCGCUGAUGCAUAAUGUAUUGGUUUAGCGGUUAUUCAGUCAACUGUGCAUAGCAACUUUCUACGAAAGCCAUAAUCAUUUCACAAACAGGUCAAGUGGGUAGGGAUUCAAGCCCAAGGAAGUGAUGUUCAUCACAGUUCGCUACGGAGACGGCGAAGAGAGCUUGUUCAAUCCACAUUGCCGAAUCAAUUCUCUGUUGGAGGACAUUAGGAAAAGAUGUAAAUGCACAAAAGAUGCGCACGUAGAUCUGAGUGAUGAGCGGGGAAAUCUCAAAUACCUCGUGGAGCAUCCAACUAGCUACGCGUCCGACCUGCUCAAAGAACGCGAGUCCUUCGUACUCAUUCGGAUUGAGAAGAAGCCAGAGGACGAAGGUGAUAUGUACACACCGCUACUCAAUGACAUCGACGUCAUCACGGAAUCCUUUCUAGAGCGGCUGUCAAAGUGCGAGAGCGAAACAGCAAGCAGCAAGAGCACCAAGGCCGCCGUGGUCACAAACAACAACAAGAAACAGAGCUUGGUGAACAAGGCGCGCAAUGCAUUCAUGUCUAGCCCUACACGCGGCACCAGAAGCCGCGAGCGAACCAGUAAGAGUCCGAACGCAGUCACCAAGAAAUUGUCACGGUGACAUCGAAAAUGCAUUGCGUUACCAACAUAUCGUUACGAUGACGUUUAAACUCUAUUGCGUUACCAAAUGAUCGACGCGAUGACGUCAAAAAUCUAUUAAGUUACGAUGAACUUGAAACUUUAUCGUGUCGGUCAUGAAAAGAACUUCAAGUAGAACCAAAUGUGUCGCUCGCAGUAGCUAAGGCAUCCUUUGAAUUUCCAGAAAAAAAUCGACAACAAUUAAUAAAUUAAUUUAAUAAAAACAGAUUUGUAUUUGU
Nematostella vectensis (starlet sea anemone) is the source of this 1499-nucleotide messenger RNA. RefSeq lists its product as uncharacterized. Bases 743 to 1243 code for a protein of 166 amino acids. The record is from RefSeq and is a predicted model, not a curated record. The transcript is spliced from 5 exons. Lineage: Eukaryota; Metazoa; Cnidaria; Anthozoa; Actiniaria; Edwardsiidae.